Molecule: messenger RNA, 1043 nt
Organism: Durotheca rogersii
Lineage: Eukaryota; Fungi; Ascomycota; Sordariomycetes; Xylariales; Xylariaceae
Exons: 1
Coding region: 243-944 (233 amino acids)
Source: RefSeq, a predicted model, not a curated record
GUGGCUUUAUGGGGAAACGAUUCAUGACUGCUGAUGAUACCCGAGAAUUCAGUAGCAUCGUUAAGAAUCGGUUAUUAUAGCAGAGCUACGGCAACAGGCGCGAUCUGUGAACCUUGCAGAGUCCAGAGCGCACAAGAACCAGAACUACCAUGCCAUUGCCCCUUGACAUCGCCAGGGUCACCUUUCCAUACACUUAACUUGGCGACACCUAGACUGUACGCCCUGCGAGGACGGAAUUUGCAAUGAGUCGUUUUCCUUCGCCUAUAAAACACCGCUAUGAUGUGCGGGCGAUACCGAGUGGGCCAUACCCAAGGCCGAUGGAGCGCAUAGAGAGUAACAGGCUGAGGCAGAAGACACGCUGGUGGUUAUCAUCCGUUGGAGAGCCGAGGACGAAGGACGGUUGGGCUGAGACCCCCAGAGACACGCCCUGGACUACAGGCUCGCACAUCAACAGCAAGCCCAAGCCGUCUAGCUACGAUAGCGGUUCCCUCGUUACGAUUAUUCGGUCUUCGCAGUGCUUGGCCGCCAUCUUGGCACUCGUCUUGUACGUAUUUACGAUGUCCGGCCCAACUCUCUGGCUCCUCGUCCUAGCGAGUGCCACGAGUGUAUUAUCCGGCGGUUGGUGCAUUCUCGCACUUUUUCUGCGGCACGUCUGGUCGGUCUGGCUCGUAAUACCGGAGCUCCUGCUCGCGCUGACAUGGGUCGUGCUCUUCGUCGUGAGCUCCACUACGACGCCCGACGACUCCAAGGCCCUGACGUUCAGGUUGGGGAUGAUGGCCAUCGAGGCGGCUAUGGUCCUCUGGACACAGACCAGCCUGCUGGCCAUAACGCCCGUGUUCCAUCAGACGAUUUCGUGUCUGUUUGGGGCACGCAGCCGCGGGGACCCCGGGAACGGACCCCUUAUGCAGGGUGCCCCGGGGAUGGUAAGAUGUUUUGCGCAGUAGAUGGUGCAUAUCAACUGAUGUGAAUGAUAGCCAGCUCGGCGCCCAACCGCUGCCACACCGGGCCGAGAGAGGGGAGAGCGUCCGUCCGCGAUAGCUCCU